AUGGCGUUGCGUUUUGCUUCUCCCCGCGCUGCGCUUUCGGAUGAGGAGGAGGGAGGGGCCCCCGUGCUGGAGUCGACGGCAGCGGAGAUGGGGGGUCUUGCCGGGUCGAUGCGCUGCGGGGCGACUUUGCAUGAGAUAUCCCUGAUCGCCCCUCUAGCUGAGCUCCACAAACUGAAGAAAGAGACAGAACGGUUGAACGCGGGAGCUGACGGACGAGAGGGCGUGGAAGACGAGGGGAGCACGGAGAGGUUGAGGGUGUACCUCCGCAUCCGUCCUCUGACUGAGGGAGAGAAGGAGAGAGGGGAGGAGCAGGGGUGUGUGUGUGUUCACGAUGAAGAGACCCUGCUGCUCCGAGCCCCCAGAGACUCCCUCAACAUGAGGAGCACAGAGAGAGGAGUUUCCCAGAGCGUGCACAAGUUCACCUUCACACAGAUUUCAGGCCCUGAGACGACACAGCAGGAGUUUUUCAACCGCACCAUGAAGGAGACGGUGUGGGACGUCCUACGUGGGGAGAACAGGUUGCUUUACACCUACGGCGUCACCAACUCCGGCAAGACCUACACUGUCCAGGGCAUGGGGCACGAGGCGGGGCUGCUCCCCCGGGCACUGGUGUCUGUCUUUGGGAAGCUGAGGGGGCGGCUCUAUAACUCCCUGGACCUGAAGCCGGUUUUGUGCCAGGAGGUCCGGCGGCUGGACAGCAGUGAGGUCAGGGCCGAGGAGACCCGCCGAGACGCCCUGCUCAAAGAGGAGGAAUCCAUGACGUCCCAGCAUUCCCGGCUGCGAGGCGGGGUCAGCAUCAGCUGUGACAGUGGCAUCGGGGGGGUGUCCUUAGCCAGCUGCACCGCCACCCACCUGGAAGAUUCGGACAACGUGUGCCUAGACGCAGACUCUCUGUCCCACAGCGAAGGGGAGGAGCUGGCAGAAGGGGUGCAGUUUUCGGUCUGGGUGUCCUUUUUCGAGAUCUACAACGAGUUCCUGUAUGACCUGCUGGAGGCUCCGCCCACGCUGCAGUCCAGGAAACGAGCCACGCUACGUCUGAAUGACGAUCGCUAUGGCAACCCAUAUGUCAAGGAUCUUACCUGGGUGCAGGUGCGCAGCGCAGAGGAGGCCUGGAGGGUGCUGAGGAUCGGCCGCUGCAACCAGAGCUUUGCCAGCACUCACCUGAACCACAGCUCCAGCCGCAGCCACAGCAUCUUCUCCAUCCGCAUCCUGCACAUCCACCCAGAGGGGGACUGUGGGCGGAACACCCACAUCAGCGAGCUGUCGGUGUGUGACCUGGCUGGGUCAGAGCGCUGUAAGGACCAGCGCAUUGGGGACCGCAUGAAGGAGGCCAACAACAUCAACACCUCCCUCCACACGCUCGGCCGCUGCAUCAGCGCGCUCAGACACAACCAGAGCAACAAGUCUCGGCCCCCCCUUGUGGUUCCUUUCAGGGACAGCAAGCUGACGCGGGUGCUGCAGGGGUUCUUCUGUGGGCGUGGCCGCUCCUGCAUGGUGGUCAACAUCAACCCCUGCGCCUCCACGUACGACGAGACACUGCAGGCACUUAAGUUCUCCGCCAUCGCUACACAGCUGGUCCACGGCCCGUCCACCAAGACACGCGUUGCCUUCAUCCAAUCGCUGCUUCGAGAGCACGGGCUGCGGACCAAUGACAGCGCCCGGGAAGAGGAGGAAGAGUAUAGCGAGGACGAAGAGGGCGAUAUCAGCAUGUUUGACUCCGAGGCGCUGCUGCGGGCCAUCGAGGUGCUGAAGGGGGAGGUGCAGAGGCAGCGGGCGGAGAGGGAGGCGCUGGAGGCCAGCAUGAGGGAGCAGGUGUGCGGCGAGAUGAUGGAGGUCAUCUCACGCAUGGAGAAGGACUUCAGUGAGACGCUGGAGACGGAGAGAGCGCUGAUGGAGGAGAGGUACGAGGACAAGGUCAACAACCUGCAGAAAAACCUGAAGAGGUUCUACAUGCAGGAGAUGGAGGAGCGUGACGAGCAGAUCGAGCAGCUCACCGCAGACCUGAGGAGGGGCAGAGAGGAGGCAACAGGAGCGGCGGAGACCCCCCGAUGCUCCCGAAAGCAGGCAUCCCUCUCCUCCUCUUCCUCCUCCUCCUCCUCCUCCUCCUCCGCCUCUUCCUCCUCGUUGUUGGAGGAGCUGAGCAGAGUUCGGGCGGAGCUGGAGGUGUGUCGCUCGGAGCUGCUGGAGAAAACGCAAGAGCUGAGGCGUUACCAGGGUCUGCUCACACUGCCUGCCCCAUCCAGCACACUCACCUCUGCUGUGGAUCGCAAGCUUCAGGAGGGCCAGAGGAGUCUGCGUCAGCUGCGCCUGGACUUGCAGCGCCUGGGGGUGGAGCUGCAGUCAGCAGAGAGGGCCUGCUGCCACAGCACCAGUGGGGAGAGACUGCGCCACACGCUGGCCAGCGCCGACACCACGCUCGCCAAGCAGGACCAGACUUUGGGGGAGCUUCAGAACAGCCUGCUGCUGGUGAAGAUGGACCUGAAGAAGAAGACUGACAGGCUGGCACAGCUGCAAGCCCCUCCCCCUCCCCCGGUCCCACCAACCCCUGGCUCCUGCAAGAAGAGAGGGUGUGGCGGGGGCAGGGCCCCCGACGGCGAAAACCACCGCCCUGAGAAACGGGCUUUCCUCCGCUCGUUCCUCUCGGGACGCACCCCGUCACGGAACGCCCCAACCCCCCGCACCCCCACCACUCCAGCCACGCCCUACUCCAGAAUCUUGCGCCCGCGUCAGCGAUCGCCCCCGCCCAGCCCCUCCCCGCACCACAAAACCCAUAUGUGA
Molecule: messenger RNA, 2778 nt
Organism: Megalops cyprinoides (Indo-Pacific tarpon)
Lineage: Eukaryota; Metazoa; Chordata; Actinopteri; Elopiformes; Megalopidae
Product: kinesin-like protein KIF20A
Exons: 19
Coding region: 1-2778 (925 amino acids)
Biological process (GO): microtubule-based movement
Cellular component (GO): nucleus; kinesin complex; microtubule
Molecular function (GO): ATP hydrolysis activity; microtubule binding; ATP binding
Source: RefSeq, a predicted model, not a curated record